AUGCAUUUCGCGCCGUCGGGGCUCCUGCUCGCCCAGCUCCACGCGUGCAUCUACUGGAGCUGCCUGUGGCCCGCCGGCUGCCAGCAGCAGCCGCCGCCGCGCCACGACCCUCCGCCGCCUCCCGCCGCCUGGAGGCAGCGGAUCCAGUGGGAGAACAACGGGCAGGUGUACAGCCUGCUCAGCCUCGGCUCCCAGUACCAGCCCCCCCGGCGCAGGCAAGCGGCGGAGGCGGCGGGCAGCCCCAUCCUACUGCUGCGGAACAACGGCACACUGUCGCGGAGAGCCGCCUCUCGCGCCACCACCGCCGCCGCGCAGCCCCAGCCCGCCGCCAGCAGUCGGGGGAGUUCCGGCGCACGGCACUGGUUCCAGGCGGGCUACCAGGCUCCCUCCGGUGGUCGCGGCGCUGCCGCCGCUGGGCAGCACAGCCAGGGGGCCGCCACCUCCGCCGGGGCAGCCAGGAGCAGCACCUCGGGGACGUCGCGCCCCAGCGCUCCCACCAGCCCCGACAGCGGCACCGGCACCGACGGCAACCGGAGCAGCACCGGGGCCGGCGGCCUGCCACCCCUCAGCAACUUCAGACCUGGGCGGGAAGAUGUCAUGGUAGGAGAUGACCCCUACAACCCUUACAAGUACACGGACGAUAACCCCUACUAUAACUACUACGACACCUAUGAGAGGCCCCGCCAGGGCAGCAGGUACAGACCCGGCUAUGGAACCGGCUACUUCCAAUAUGGUCUCCCUGACUUAGUGCCGGAUCCCUAUUACAUCCAGGCGUCCACAUAUGUUCAGAGGAUGUCCAUGUAUAAUUUGAGAUGUGCUGCCGAGGAGAACUGCCUGGCAAGUUCAGCUUAUCGAGCAGAUGUUAGAGACUAUGACAAUCGGGUACUCCUGAGAUUCCCGCAAAGAGUGAAAAAUCAAGGCACAUCAGAUUUCCUGCCCAGCAGACCCCGUUAUUCAUGGGAGUGGCACAGUUGUCACCAACAUUAUCACAGCAUGGAUGAAUUCAGCCACUAUGACUUGCUGGAUGCAAGCUCACACAGAAGAGUUGCUGAAGGACACAAAGCAAGUUUCUGUCUUGAAGAUACCUCCUGUGAUUAUGGAUAUUACAGACGGUACGCAUGUACAGCGCAUACGCAGGGACUGAGCCCUGGCUGCUAUGACACUUACAAUGCCGAUAUAGAUUGCCAAUGGAUUGAUAUUACAGAUGUAAAACCUGGAAAUUAUAUUCUAAAGGUGAGUGUAAACCCCAGCUAUUUGGUGCCUGAAUCUGAUUACUCCAACAAUAUAGUACGCUGCGAUAUACGCUAUACAGGACACCACGCAUAUGCAUCUGGCUGUACAAUUUCACCGUGA
Indicator indicator is the source of this 1353-nucleotide messenger RNA. RefSeq names its product lysyl oxidase (gene LOX). The record is from RefSeq and is a predicted model, not a curated record. Gene Ontology annotation, biological process: peptidyl-lysine oxidation. The transcript has 6 exons. NCBI's taxonomy places the organism in Eukaryota, Metazoa, Chordata, Aves, Piciformes, Indicatoridae. Gene Ontology annotation, molecular function: protein-lysine 6-oxidase activity; copper ion binding. Bases 1 to 1353 code for a protein of 450 amino acids.